Messenger RNA from Gambusia affinis (western mosquitofish), 2576 nucleotides. RefSeq lists its product as uncharacterized. NCBI's taxonomy places the organism in Eukaryota, Metazoa, Chordata, Actinopteri, Cyprinodontiformes, Poeciliidae. Bases 163 to 495 code for a protein of 110 amino acids. The transcript has 8 exons. The record is from RefSeq and is a predicted model, not a curated record.
AUAAAAUGUUUUCUCAAAGUCAGUACACCUGGUCAAAGGAGAGCUUGCAUACUGGUAGUCUCGAAGACUGUAAGGAACUCUGCGAGAGAAGGAACAUCAAACCAAGCCAGCAGUGUGCUAUAGCAGCUCUGAACAACAACAGCUCAUUUAAAUCAUUUGAAGAUGAUGCGAUUUCUGUUCCUCUGUGUACUGCUACUGCUGCCAGCUGCCACCGUGCUUUCAGAAGACUUAGAGGGAUCAGCUGAUGAUUCAGAUGAUGAAGAUUUUGUUAUGAGAAAGCAUAUUCCCCAUGUUGAAGGCUCCCAAGCUGAAAAUGAAGGUACAAAAGAAAAUCCAAGUCAAAUGACUCUGAUCGUCAUAUCUGUUGUGGUUGCAGUAGUGGCUCUGUCAAUCAUAGCAGUAGCUGCUGUAAUGUUGAUGAAGAGACAAAAGCUGAAACAGCAGCAAGGGAUUUACUCUGUACCCACUGAGCAGAACGAGAAAGGAACCAUCUAGUUCCUGGCAGCGCAGCAGCUCUGCACCUUAAAGCCAAGCGAGGAGAACAGGCCGUUAUCUCCCUCUCUCUGACUCAGGACACCUGAACUCAGUUGCACCUCAGCCUGCUUAUCACUGUCCACUCUCUCUCACAUUCCCAUAAACAUAUCUAACCUAUGCAGUAAGACUUUUUUUCUCUUUUUUUUCUGUUGUGCACCAUUUUCUCUGGAUCCCAGCUGUUUGUUCUCCAUUUAGUCAGGGAUUUUUGGGAAAGCAUUCAAACGGUUUUUUUAAUUGGAUUCUGUUUGAAGAAUCCAAUUUAAAAGAGGAACAUGUGGCUUGCAGCUUCGUUUUGUUAAAAUUAAUGAUUUAGCUCAGCCAAACCUUCUCCUUUUUUUCCAAAAGCAUAAAAUGAUUGACCACUUAAGCAGAGAAAACUGUAAUUGUGUUUUGAUUUGGUGCGUGUGGAACAGGCCUGUCUGUGAAAUGGUCGUUGACUGAGACAAACCCUGCUAAUCCGCGCUAAGCCAGCUGAAUGCUCACUUACUUUCUCAUUCACUUGUCUGACAUCCUCUGUUCCUGGCCCAACGGGAGGCACUGUGAAGGCAAAACCAGCUCUUCAUCUUUUUUUCCAAUGAUGCAAAAUAAAAAAUAAGUGGAUACACCAGCUGAGCACACCUUUCAGCUGUGAAAUAAUCAGCCACCAUAAAUAGUGUUCAGUUCCCUCCCCUUUUUGUUUUUGCAAAGCUUCUGUCAAGUCAUGCAGAUUGUAAAAAAACCUUUCAAAAACCUGCAAAGUGUAAUUCCUGCACUGGGAGCAGAAAGCUUGCUGAGAGGGAGGGUAGAAAACCUAUGGUGGGAUGAGUUGGAAAUUACAAUAAUUUUUUUUUUCUAUUAUUAUUCUUGAUGGAGGGGUGCUGGAUUUACUCACAUAACAUCAAUUACACUAUAUGCAGGAAAGCUUUCUGUCAGAAAAUGUUUCAGAUGAAGUGCGACAACCCCAAAACCCUUUGAAACAAAACGUGUUGAAGCAAAAAUCUAUUUAUUUCUAAUCAAUUGUGUUAAAAAGAACAUUGGGUAUUAAAAAAAAAAAAAAAACUGUAAAAAUGUAUCUGGUGCCAGGCAUUAGCUGAAGAAAAGAUGCCUAUGAAUUGGUAUAAAACAAAUUAUCCGAUUGGUUUUAACUGCCUAAAUAUCAGCCACCUGCAUCAUUUAUUUCUGACUAGCCUUUAAUGCGUCAGCAUUUCAUUGAGGCACAGCAUAAACUGGAGUACAGAACAUUUCAUUUUUUUCGCCGAGGAAAAUUUUAUUUCCUGAUUGUUUUAUGUGACACAAUGUUAUUUCCUUCACAUUUUAUUUCCCUAAAAUGUAGAAGGAGGUUUCUAUACACUUGCUACCAAAUGCCUUAAUAUCAGAUUAACUCUUUGGAGAGCCUCUUUGUUGUGACACUACUCAUGUAAGAAAAUGCAAUAUGUGUAGCAUUUAAGCUUUUUAUCAUUAUUUUACAAGUGAAAAUCUGUCCUUUAGAAAUGUCUUGUGCAUUAAAUUUAACCUGUUAUGACUGCAGCAGUUUAUCUGGAAGAAUUAGUAGUAAUUGAUUUUGAAAUGAUGUUAUGAAGCAUUAGUUUAUACAAUUAGGAUAUGCUGAAGUGAUAAAAGCAUGCAGGUCAUAAGGGGUUAACUUUAAAUUGUAUAUAUUUACUGGGUGAUGCGUGUCCAUUUUUCUUUUCUAAGAAAAAAUGGUUUAAAGGGUUGUUUUUAAGGAAUUCCCAUGAUUAGAGAGUAAGUCCCGUCUUAAAUAUAUAUUAGUGUUAUAUCACAGCAAUAAUUAAAUUUGAACUUCAUGCUAAGUAAUUGUAUUUGUAUAUGCACUUUUUUAUAUGUAUUUCUAUGCCAAAGACAUUUACUGGGGUAUGCAUUUAAUUUCCAGAGCUUGUAAAUGAUGUAUUAUCUGCCAAGAAUACCAUAAUCAUUUUUGCACAGCUACAGACACCUUUUAUUUUAUACUUUCAGUAAUUAGAAUGGGGAAACUGCUGUACAUAUAAAAAGAUAAAUGAACUCUGGAUUUUUGCCUAUUUUGACAUUAAAUGUGCUAGAAAACC